Molecule: messenger RNA, 441 nt
Organism: Rotaria sordida
Lineage: Eukaryota; Metazoa; Rotifera; Eurotatoria; Philodinida; Philodinidae
Source: the annotation of a GenBank genome assembly
AUGAUUCAACUUAAGACUGGUACUCAAUUGUUUUUGUCUCCAAUCUUAUUCGAUAAUCCAUCUUUGACUUCCAUUUUUAGUCAACUACAAGGACUUGAAUUAUUGACAGAAAAUGUUGACGGAUUGGAAUUAUUGACAGAAAAUAUUUAUUUUUCUUUAAAAUAUGCAUCAAAAUUAAUUCAAUGUUGUCCAUCACUUAUCAAUAUUGAACUUCAAGUAUUUUUAUUUGAUACAUGUGUACAUCUUGUUGAUAUUCUUCUUGAUGGUUUAAUCAAUUUGCUUCAUCUCAAAAUAUAUUUUACUGAUGAUACAAUACUUGAUAAAUCAUAUUCACGUAAUUAUGUUAUAGAAAAGCGUCGUCAAGCAUUUCCAUGUAAUAUUUUUAAUAAAAACAGAGUUGUUGUCAAAAUCAAUGAACAAUCAUUGGAAAUUUAUCUGUAA